This is a messenger RNA of Oikopleura dioica, 3102 nucleotides long. Lineage: Eukaryota; Metazoa; Chordata; Appendicularia; Copelata; Oikopleuridae. The record is from the annotation of a GenBank genome assembly.
AUGGGCGACUUGCUCGACAAGAAGCAGCUUGAGCUUUCAGAGAAAAAUCUAACAAGGAUUUCACCAAAAGAAGAGAAAAUUUCGAAUAAUCCACAUAAAGAGUACGACAUGCUCAACAUCUGCAGAUGGGCAAUGUUGCUCCUUUGGUUUUUUGUUUCAGCUACGAUUGCUGUUUCUUCCAUCCGCGAUUUUUCAAAUAUUCCUGCGGUUCUAGAGAGAAAGAAUGACAUUGGGAAGCCGGUGGAUGACAAGAGAGACUACAGAUUUCUCGUCUUGGGGAAUCGAAUGCAGGUGAUUUUGAUUAAAGAUGACCAAGCGCCGAAAGAUGUGGUUUAUUUGGGCAUCAAUGGUGGUUCUCUUGAGGACCCAAGGGACAUGUACGGAAUGGCUCAUUUCCUGGAGCACUCGGUCUUCCUCGGAUCAGAAAACUACCCAGGCGAGCAGGAUUUCGCGAAAUUCAUGAAGUCGAAAGGCGGUCGCCACAAUGCAGCCACAGCUUUCACCAAAACGACGUACUACUUCGAUCUUGUCCCAGGACCACACAUAAUUGAAGGAGUCAAGAGACUGACUGACUUCAUUGUCAGCCCAAAUUUGAAAGCAUCCUCGGUUUCCAGGGAGCUCAAAGCGGUAAACUCGGAGUGGAAGGGCAACACGCAGAGUGAUUUUCGUCGUCAAAUGCAGAUUUUCUGCUCGGCCGCGAAUCCCGAUCACCCGUAUAAUUCGUUUUUCUCUGGCAAUACUAAGAGCGUGCGCCAAAACAGAACUGAUGCGCAAAUUGCGGAAAGGCUGAAGCAAUACCAUUCCACGCAUUACUCCUCGAAUUUGAUGGCAAUCGUUAUUACAACAAAAACUCUCUCUUUGGACGAACUUGAAAGUGGUGUUUUGGACACUUUGCUGACUAUUCCGGACUUAAAUCUGCCAAAACCUGUUUAUGACUAUCCGUUUCGACAAAGAGACUUGGGCAAACUUAUCAAAAUGGAGACGGUGUCCCGGUCUCACAAGCUGAAAGUAUAUUUUCAAAUGGAUGACCCUCCUGCGGAUAUGAAAGUAAACCCACAAGAAUACUUCACGAGUCUGAUCGGCCAUGAGGGCCCCGAAUCACUCCUCCAAGAAGUCAAGCGCCAAGGUCUCGUUGACACCCUUGUCACCAAAAAAGACAACACAGCUCCCGGAAUCAACCAUUUUGAGGUCUCUUUCAACUUGACUCCCAAGGGGCUCGAACGAUGGAAGACAAUUAUGCGCCAUUUAUUCGAAUACAUCAAAAUGCUGAAAACGACAAUUCCCUCUCAGCGGUACUGGAAUGAGAUCUUGAAGCGGCAGCGCAUGAGCUUUCAAAAUCAGGAUCACGUGACUUCGUACAGAUAUGCCAAACAAAUCGUCGAUGAGCUCCUUUCCGGGAGAAAAGAAAAAGAUCGUAUUCUCGCUGGUCCACCAGAAGAUGAUGGGUACGACCAAGAAAAAAUGCAGCAAAUGAUGAACGGACUCAAUGCGAAAAAUAUGAUAGUUUUCCUCAUUUCGCCGACUUUUCGAGGGAAGACGGAAAGAAUUGAGCCUUGGUAUGGUGGAAGGUAUAAUAUUUCGGAUAUUGAAACUGAGUUUAUUGAAGAACUGGAUAAUAUCAGUCCAAAGCCAUAUUUCCGUAUUCCAGAACCGAAUAUUUUCUUUCCUGAUGGUUUUGAAAUCGAAAACCAGUUCGAUCACCUCGACGACACAUCAAAACAUCCCAACCUGGUCCUCAACCGAGAAGAGCUCGAAAUCUGGCACCACCAGGACAUGCGCUUCAACAAGCCAAAAACGCACGUCGAGCUGAACAUUCGAAAUCCUGCUUUCAUCGGAAGCCUGAGGACCUACAUGACGACGAAACUUUACAUCGAGCUUUUGAUGGAUCAGUUUCCACCGCAUCUCUACCCAGCUUCGCUCGCCGGAAUAACUUGGAACCUCGAUUUUGACUACCGACCAUGGGACUCUGGAAUCGUCCUGACAGUUUUUGGAUACAGUGAAUCUAUUCCAAAGGUUCUCAAUAAGAUUGCCGAGCUGAUUGAGUCGUUCGAGCCGUCUCCAACUCGAUUUGAGCAGCUCAGAGAAGGGAUGAUUCAGAAGACGAAGAAUUUCGACACUCUCGAGGCAAAAGAAAUGCUGCACCACGAACGAUACAAUUUCACAAUCGACGGAUACCACUCAAUCAACGACAAAAUCAAAGCUCUGCAGUCCGUAACGUUCCGGCAAUUCAAAGCGUAUCUCCGGGAUAAUCUCGUCGGAUCCAAAGUGGUCGCCCUGAUUGCCGGCAAUAUCCGGAGAAAUCCCGCUAUCAAGACGAUUGAGAGCUUUGUAAAGAAAGCUAGAAUUACGGGGCCGUAUUCGGAUGCGUACAGAUACACGGCUUUUAGGUUGGUGGAGUUUGAGCAAGGCGCGAAUUUAGUCGUUAAACGAAAAUCGAAGUACUCCAAAGAACAUGGCAUCCUCAUUUCUUAUCAACUUGGAGACAUCACUCCGAAACAAUGGAUGAUGGCAACUAUUUUCUCCCAUGCUACGAGCGAUGAGUGUUUCCACUUCUUACGAACUGUGAGACAGCUUGGAUACGUUGUCAAAUGUAGCAUGGUCGAAGAUUCAGGAACGCUGAGCUACAACAUUCUGGUCCAGAGCGGCAACGACACAAACACCAUCAUUGAGAACAUAGAAGAGUACACCACCUACGCUGGGAAUUUUCUCGAAGAAUACUCAGUUCAUAAAUUCAACGAUCUGGUCCGGCAAAUGAACGAUUCUUUCCGCCAAGAGCUACCAGUGCUAAGAAGCCAAAUAAAUCGCUGGAUGGAUGCGAUCAAAUUUGGCAAGCGCCAGCCCAACUUCAACGUCCCUAUCGAACGAGCAGAUCUCCUUUCGGAAAUAACGCUUGAAGAUAUCUCCAACUUCUAUAAAAGCAAAAUCAUGAGCGUGACUCGCAGUAGAAUAACUUUCAUCGUGACGAAUAAAGACACCGAAGAAGACACAUUGACUCAAGAAGAGGUUUACGCACUUGGCCAAGACGUUCAGAUUUUGGAUGAUCCGUUCGACUUCAAAGCCAGGAGCCGCUUUUUCCCGUCGUUGGCACGCCUCUACGCAUAA